UCUCUACUAAAUUAUGAUAUCAUUAACUUAAACAGAAGUCUAGGUAAUUCAAUUGAUGAUUUUUAUAAGAUGCCACAAGAACCAACACAAUCAAAGCAAAAAAGGAAGAAAACUAAGUAAACCAAAAAAUCAGUCUAAUGGUCAGAGGAUACGAUUGAUAACGAAAAUGCAGGAAAAUUAAAAUUUAAUGGUAACAAAUGUAUAAACUUUUAGUUUGCAGAGCACAGUUUACCCAUAAAUUAGACGAAAAUGAGAAAUCUGACACAUGCACAAGUGAUGACGAAUCAAAUGCCAUAGAAAGAGACAAAAAAUCAAAGCAGAGACACAAAUUAAAAUGUUCUAAACUUAAGCAAAAGGACAAUUCAUGA
Messenger RNA from Paramecium octaurelia, 368 nucleotides. NCBI's taxonomy places the organism in Eukaryota, Ciliophora, Oligohymenophorea, Peniculida, Parameciidae. The record is from the annotation of a GenBank genome assembly.